UGCACAAUAAAAGAAAGAUUCUUCCAAUCCGGAAAACUAGAGGGUUAUUUUCAUUUUUCGUACUAAAAAUGAAUUGGAAUCAAGAGACAAAGAAUAGGCUGAACGAAAAGGUUGCACAGAAUGUACAAGACGUAGGGUCCCUUGUAAGACAUGUGGUAAAAACGUCAAAAUCCAACGAGCUUCUGGCACAAGCAGCAAAGAAUUUUUCCUGUCAGGAGAACGUCAUCCAUAAUUCAUCAGAGUCAUUGAAGAAAAUGAUAACAAUAAAAACUCAGCUAGAAUAUCAAGAGUCAGCUAUAGAAAGAAGCAUGAGUACUCUUUCUGAUAUUCAAGAACAGCUCAACUCCAUUAAUAGAUGACCAUGAAGGAUCUUUUUUAAUCAAAACCAUGUGACCAUUAUAUCAUCAGAGUUCUUGGAAUCAGUCUGAAACCAGUGUGUUCAGUGA
Messenger RNA from Saccostrea cuccullata (small rock oyster), 446 nucleotides. RefSeq names its product BLOC-1-related complex subunit 7-like. The transcript has 5 exons. The record is from RefSeq and is a predicted model, not a curated record. The coding region runs from base 69 to 359 and encodes 96 amino acids. Lineage: Eukaryota; Metazoa; Mollusca; Bivalvia; Ostreida; Ostreidae. Gene Ontology annotation, cellular component: BORC complex.